CAUGCUACCCGGAGUCUAUCAGAGUCAGCUGAAAUUUCAUAACAGUACUUCGCGGCUCCCAACAUCAACAUCUAGUAGAAGAAAAUAUUCUCAUAUCAAUAAUGUUAAGAUUAUCAAAACAUCCUCUGUACACAAAAAUUCUUCAUAGCACACAGUUAAGAUAUGCGCAUCACACAAAUCACUACGAGGUAUUGAAGCUCCAGUCGAAUUGUACACCCAAGGAAAUCAGAGAAGCAUUCAUUAGACUUUCAAAAGAAUUGCACCCGGAUGCCAACGUAAGCAACGCCAAUAAGAAAGCCAACGAAAAGUCGUUCGUGCAGCUGUUGGAAGCUUACAAAGUACUGAGCAAACCAGACACUCGAUCCAGCUAUGAUUACGAGUUGGCACUGAAAGCGCGACCGCAACCCCAUCCAGGAGGAAGUCAUAACAUACACAAUCAGCACUGGUAUCCGAAUGCAUCACACUAUCAUACACCAGAUCCAAAUUCUUUCUACGGAAUUAAAGGUUUAAAAAAGGUUAGCAAUUGGACGAUCGUUUGGUAUUGUUUGGUGUUUAUGGUCUUGGGAAUAGUAGUGCAAGCAUACGCCAUAAGUAAAUCGUUCACAUUUAAACGAGAACAAUUGGAUGAGGACUCACGAAAAAAUUCUCUCAUGCUUGCUAAAGCCCGUGCAGAGGCACAGAGCAAUGGAAACGAUGCUCAACUUGAGCGAAUGAAGGCCAAAUUGAACAAAGAAACAAUGUGGUAGCUGAAGUAAACUGGAUGUACAUACCUCAGCCAUACUUAAAGGUGCUGAUUGUUGGGAUGCCCUACAUUUUUUUUACUUUUGAUUUAAUAGAUUCAAACGAACAAUUGUCAUCGUAGGAAAAUUUUGUAAAUAAUGAACACUGUUAUAUUAAAUUUUGGCCAGAUUGA
Messenger RNA from Aedes albopictus (Asian tiger mosquito), 913 nucleotides. RefSeq names its product dnaJ-like protein 60. The record is from RefSeq and is a predicted model, not a curated record. Bases 102 to 746 code for a protein of 214 amino acids. The transcript has 5 exons. NCBI's taxonomy places the organism in Eukaryota, Metazoa, Arthropoda, Insecta, Diptera, Culicidae.